UGGGACAUGUUUUUAAGUGAUGGCUGCCAUACGCAAAAAACUGGUUAUAGUUGGUGAUGGUGCCUGUGGGAAAACAUGUCUACUCAUCGUCUUCAGUAAAGAUCAGUUUCCUGAGGUGUAUGUUCCAACAGUUUUUGAAAAUUAUGUAGCAGAUAUUGAAGUGGAUGGAAAACAGGUUGAACUGGCACUUUGGGACACGGCAGGACAGGAAGAUUAUGAUCGGCUUAGGCCUCUCUCCUAUCCAGAUACAGACGUUAUUCUAAUGUGUUUUUCUAUUGAUAGCCCUGACAGUUUAGAAAAUAUCCCUGAGAAAUGGACCCCAGAAGUGAAACACUUUUGCCCUAGUGUGCCAAUUAUUCUCGUCGGGAACAAAAAAGAUCUGAGAAAUGAUGAGCACACACGGAGAGAAUUGGCAAAAAUGAAGCAGGAACCUGUAAAACCCGAAGAAGGCAAAGAGAUGGUCACCAAGAUUUGCGCAUAUGGAUACAUGGAAUGCUCAGCAAAAACUAAAGAUGGAGUGAGAGAAGUUUUUGAAAUGGCCACACGGGCUGCCUUGCAAGCUAAGCGCCCGAGGCAUAAGGCCUUUUGCAGUGUUCUAUAAAGCAAAAAUGCAAACCAAGUGCAUCCUACCACACACUUACAGUCACUUGAUUUCUAAAGAGAAUCUUGAAUUGAUGUUUGUUAAACUUAGUAUGAUAGUGUCUUGAUUAUAUUGGCCUCUCAUUUAUCUGUAAUACUGUUCCUGACUAUUCCAUUUGCUAUCAAUAUUUAAAAGCCAAUCAAGGUUUUUAUUUCCUAGCUCAUUGGUGUGCUGAUGUAUAGCUCUGGUCAAUUUUACAAUAUGCAUGUAUGCACCUAAACUUUGGUUAGCCAUUAUUGUAAGUUUUUUUUUGACCUAUCUACUUUACAUAAUGAACAGGUGCAGCCUUAUUGGUAGGAAAUGGCACUCUGUCAGCCUGUAUUUCUCAACAUAGAACCAAACCAAGAAGUCAAUUUGGCACCAUUGUUUAUAGAUGUAGUUUAAUUCAACUUUUGUAUAAUUGGAUUUCAUAACGCUAAUACUGCAGCCUCCACUGAAAUUUUUAAAAGUGUAAUGGAAAAAAAUAAAAGUUGAAUUCAUUUGUAUAACAGCUUGGUAACUUUCUGACAUUGAUAACUGAUGUAAACCAAAUCGGGCUUUAACAUACUUAAGUACAACGUGGAGAUUUUAAUUGGGGAAGGGCUAAGAGUUGGGGAAAGGCGGGAGUUCUCUCUUCGAUCUCAGACACUUUGCUGAUUAAAUAUGAGAUGCUGUUCAGUUUGAGGAGUAAAGCUGGCUAGUAGCUCGGUAAACAGAUUGGCAUGGUCAACCACGCCAUGCGUUCAAUGCCUUCUAUUUAUCAUAUGUUAGUAUAUGUACUGCCUGCCUUUAUGAUUUGUUUUUAACAUUGGAGAUAUAUCUGAGGUUCUGAAUGUACCUCACCUGCAGUUUAAUAGGUGUGUUUUUUGGCUGUAUCAGUAAAUAGUUACCAGCAAUACUAAUAGCAAAAUAAAAGCCGUUUUUUUUAAAAAAAA
This is a messenger RNA of Chiloscyllium plagiosum (whitespotted bambooshark), 1554 nucleotides long. Lineage: Eukaryota; Metazoa; Chordata; Chondrichthyes; Orectolobiformes; Hemiscylliidae. The record is from RefSeq and is a predicted model, not a curated record.